This is a messenger RNA of Neocloeon triangulifer, 5484 nucleotides long. RefSeq names its product phospholipid-transporting ATPase ABCA3 (gene Abca3). Gene Ontology annotation, cellular component: intracellular membrane-bounded organelle; membrane. The coding region runs from base 155 to 5290 and encodes 1711 amino acids. The transcript is spliced from 30 exons. The record is from RefSeq and is a predicted model, not a curated record. Gene Ontology annotation, biological process: transmembrane transport; lipid transport. Lineage: Eukaryota; Metazoa; Arthropoda; Insecta; Ephemeroptera; Baetidae. Gene Ontology annotation, molecular function: ATP hydrolysis activity; ATP binding; ABC-type transporter activity.
UGUGGCGAAACAUUUUUCAGAGUACAUCUGCACUAGACCAGCAUAGUGGUUGCAAGUCUCGACAGUUGUCCAAAUCAGUUGUCUGUUUAGUCUUUAGUAAAUGGAAUACAUUAGAUUCGACACUUUCAACUGUUGAUCGUUCAAACCCUAAGGUAUGCCCGAGCGCACCGUCGCCGGCAGCUUCUCGCUGCUGCUGUGGAAAAACACCCUCCUGCAGCGGCGCCACCCAGUGCAGUCGCUCAUCGAGAUCGGCGCCCCCAUCGUCUUCAGCAUCCUCCUCGUCGUCAUCCGCAGCCUUGUGGCGCCGACGCCCUUCGUCAAACCCUUCGACUACACGCCCUACAGCCCCACCAGGCUGCCGCUCAUCACCAGCAACAAUGGCACAAAUAUUUUGGCAAAAUGGAACAUAGCUUGGACCCCAAACCACCCCGCCUUGAACGAAAUUAUGCAGAAAGUGGCAUGGUCAUCUGGAAUGAAACAAAUUGUAUUUGAAAAUGAAGCGACGAUGCUUCAGAACUUGACGUCUGAAUCACCGUCCGCCGUUUUCGUGCCAAUGAUUGCCGGCGUAGUUUUCGACGGGGUCAAAAACUUGAAUGACCCACUACCUAACAACAUCAAGAUCAGAAUCAGAUUUCCAGCGGAGAAGCGAUUUAAGGGAUCGUUCGGCGUUUAUGACGUGCCUUUACCAAUCGUUUGGUUCACCGGAUUCUUAUUCCCCGACUACCAAAUUCCAGGUCCGCGAUCAAAUAUUUCCAACGAAGGUGGCCCUCCAGGCUACUCUCAGGAAGGAUUUUUGACCCUGCAGCACUUUAUUUCCAAAUCGCUGAUAGAAUACCGGCAAAAUAAACCCUUACAGGACGUCAGUAUUCGCCUCCAACGGUUCUCACACCCUGAAUAUAUCGACGACCCUCUGCUAGUCGCUCUUCAAAGUUUUGUCUCCUUGAUAAUAAUGUUGAGUUUUGUCUACACAAGCAUCAGCUGCGUCAGAAUGGUCACGACCGAGAAGGAAAAUCAACUCAAAGAAUCAAUGAAAAUCAUGGGAUUGCCCAACUGGAUGCAUUGGACGGCGUGGUUUUUAAACUUCAUGACCUUGCUCGUUAUCGCAAUUAUUCUAAUGGUAACGCUGCUCAAAGUGGACUGGUACGGAAUCCGCCUAUCUGUAUUUACGAACAGCGACCCUUCCGUCAUUUUGGUUUUUCUCAUCCUAUUUGCGAUGUCGACGUUGACGUUUUCCUUCCUUAUCUCCGUCUUCUUCUCCAAAGCAAACACAGCAGCCACAAUUGCCGGUGUAGUGUAUUUCUUGAACUACUCCGUCUACUACUUUGUCGAGAGCAACUACAACUAUUUAUCCACGGGCAGCAAACUGGCGGCCAGCCUCGCAUCCAAUACAGCCAUGGCCUUUGGCUGUCGCUUCAUCAUAGAGUUCGAGGGAACCGGAGAGGGUGUCCAGUGGUACAACCUUUUUUCACCACCCUCGCCAGACGACGGGUUUACUUUGGGUGGAGUGAUGGGCAUGCUCAUUUUCGACGCAGUUUUCUACAUGCUGUUGGCGCUUUACGUCGAGGCUAUUUUCCCUGGGGACUAUGGAGUGCCCCUCCCGUGGUACUUCCCUUUCACGGCUGAAUUUUGGCGCGGAUCAAAUAUUGGUUCUGAAUUUGUACCAGACAAUGUGCACACGGACAACCCAAUGUUUGAAGAAGACCCGCACGAUUUGCCAGCUGGAAUACAAAUAAAAAAUCUCCAUAAGGUCUUUGCCGGAGCAAAAGCUGCCGUGAGCAAUGUGACUGUGAAUAUGUAUGAGGGCCAAAUUACAGUCCUGCUCGGCCACAACGGAGCCGGAAAAACGACGACCAUGUCCAUGUUGACCGGACUUUUGACGCCAACAAGUGGAACGGCCACGGUAAGUGGGUAUGACAUUCGCACGAACAUCAAAAAAGUUCGCGAGAGUUUGGGACUCUGUCCGCAGCAUAACAUCCUAUUUGAUCAGCUCACAGUCAAGGAACAUCUCAUUUUCUACUGCAGGUUAAAAGGGUUGAGAGGAAAAGAAGUUGAUGCGGAAGUGAAAAAGUACAUUGAGCUGUUAGAUUUCCAAAGCAAAAAGAAUUCGUACUCCAAAACGCUGUCAGGUGGAAUGAAAAGGAAACUUUCGGUUGGAGUUGCUCUUUGCGGGGGCUCAAAGGUGGUAAUGUUGGACGAACCCACGUCGGGAAUGGACCCUGCCUCUCGAAGAACUCUUUGGGACUUUUUGGAUAAAGAGAAAAAGGGACGCACGCUGCUCUUGACAACUCACUUCAUGGACGAAGCAGAUUUGCUCGGGGAUCGGAUUGCGAUCAUGGCCGCGGGAAAACUGCAGUGUUAUGGAUCACCGUUCUUUUUAAAGAAAAAAUACGGAACGGGCUAUUAUUUGGUGAUCGUGCAAGGUAAAAAUUGCAAUACCAAGGGAAUCACGAAUGUGCUGAGAAAUUACUUGCCUGACAUGAAAGUGGCCACAAACAUUGGCAGCGAAUUAUCCUAUCACUUGCCUGAGGACAAAGUGACCAUGUUCGCACAAAUGCUGGGUGACAUUGAGAGUCACAAAGAAGAACUUGGAAUUUUGAGCUACGGAAUCUCUCUAUCCACGAUGGAAAAUGUUUUCGUUAAGGCUGGAAGGGACGUGGAAGUGGACGAGUAUGAAUUUGGUGACAAGACAAAUGAAGAGUUGGUGAAAUUCAGUAGCAAUGGCACACUCAGCACUGAAGAAGUCUUCGACGCUGGCUCAGAUACAAAACUGGAUGUCCAAUACAACUUGAACCGGAAAUAUGGUGGAUGGAAAUUGUUGCGAAACCAGUUUUUCGCCAUGAUCAUGAAAAAAGCGCUUUCGCAAAUUCAGUCGUGGCUUUUGUACUUCAUCCAAAGCAUUUUGCCGGCGUUUUUCCUGAUCAUUGUCAUAAUUGUCGCUCGCACUUUGCCCGGACAAGAAAAUUUCCCCGCACUGUCAAUGUCACUCAAAUCCUACCCAACGCCUGUGACACCCGUUUCGCUGCAGGCGAACGAAGUUUCAGGAUUGUUCAACAAAUAUGUGGCAAAUUUGAAUACUGACGGAUUGAAAACGGAAAUCUUGAGCCCCACACAAUCAAUGCGGGAUUUCAUUUUGCAAAAGGGUCGCAGCGAUAUUGUGGCAUACAAUUUGCUGUACUUAGCGGGAGCCACCUUUGACUACAACAAAGAAACAAGACGCCAAAACAUCACGGCCUGGUUCAGCAACCAACCCUUGCACGUCGCCCCUCUCACCCUCAACCUUGUUUACAACGCCCUGCUGAAAUUCUACGUGGGAGAUCAGUAUGGGAUUGAGAUCAUCAACCACCCUCUGCCCUACAGUUCAGAAACAAGAGUAAAGCUGCAGCUGAGUGGCACGUUUAGCAAAGGGUUCAAUUACGCGUUCAACAUUGGCUUCAGCAUGGCGUUUGUGUCCGCAUUCUACGUCCUGUUCUACGUGCGCGAGAGAGUGACCAAAUCCAAACACCUGCAGUUCGUGUCCGGUGUGCAGGGCUGGAUGUAUUGGUUCACCGCUUUUCUCUGGGACCUUGUCGUUUUCAUUUCUCCAGUCAUUUUGCUCUGCAUAGUGUUUGUUUCUUUCCAAGAAGAAGGUCUCAGGACACCGGCGGAAUUGGGUCGCCUGAUAUUUGUUUUAUACGCGUUCGCGUGGUGCGUGCUGCCAAUUACUUACUUAACAUCAUUCUUCUUUGACGUGCCAUCAGAUGGGUUCUCACGACUUACAAUUAUCAGCACCUUCUUAGGGGUGGCCGCCUUUAUGAUUGUGGUGAUUAUGCAGACACCUGGAUUGGGACUGGAAGACGUGGCCACAACUCUGGACUGGAUUUUCAUGCUGUUCCCGCACUACACGGUCACUAUGUGCGUCUACAACUUGUACCAAACGUACUUGUCUAUUAAGGUGUGCUCGCCAGUGUUGGAAUUCUGCCCGGCACUUGCAACCAUUGGUCAGCCCAACGCGUGCUGCAAAGUUCCGAGUCAGUGUCCAAAUGGCCAGUGUUUCCCCUGGACGGACAACUACUUUGACUGGGGCACCACUGGUAUAGGGCGGCAGUUGCUUUACUUCUUCGCGGAAGGCGCGAUCGUGAUACUGAUUUUAAUAAUCCUUGAGUACCACUUGUUCGACGACCUCAUUGUUUUCAUAAAGGCCAAAUUCCUGCGCUACGUUCUCCGUGUUCACCCGGUCAGGCCCGAGGACAAGGAGGAGGACGACUCGGACGUCGCCGCUGAAAGAGCAAAAAUAAACGACUCUGAUAUUAUCGAGCUGAACCAAAACUACCUGCUGGUGAUGAGGAAUGUUACAAAAUAUUAUGGCACCUUUUUGGCGGUCGAUCGUCAAAGCAUUGGCAUCAAGAGCGGCGAGUGCUUCGGACUCCUAGGCGUAAACGGUGCUGGCAAAACAACCACGUUCAAAAUGCUCACCGGCGACGAAAAAAUCUCGUCGGGCGACGGCUACUUGUGCGGCUACAGCAUCAUCAGUCAGAUGAAAGAGGUUCAUCAAAUAAUCGGCUACUGUCCCCAAUUUGACGCGUUGCUGGACGACCUGACGGGCAGACAGACUCUCACCAUCUUCUGCCUGCUCCGGGGCAUCCCCUACAGGGACUGCGCCGAAAACGUGGACGCGCUCGCCAAAGAGCUGCUUUUCACCAAGCACAUCGACAAGCAGGUCAAAAAUUACAGCGGCGGCAACAAGAGGAAGCUGAGCACGGCCGUGGCCCUGAUCGGCGACCCGCCCGUUCUGCUCUUCGACGAGCCCACCACCGGCAUGGACCCUGUGGCCAAGCGGCACCUUUGGAACGUCGUGUGCAAAGCGCGCGACUCGGGCAAACUAGUCAUUCUCACCUCGCACAGCAUGGAGGAGUGCGAGGCGCUGUGCACCAAACUGGCCAUCAUGGUGAACGGCGUGUUUAAAUGCCUCGGCUCGACGCAGCACUUGAAGAACAAGUUUGCCGAGGGCUACACGUUAACAAUCAAAGUGGCAGCCGAAAAGGAGAGAAUUUCGCAAGAGCAAAUGUUCAAUACUCAGCCCAUCAGAGAUUUUGUGACGGAAACAUUCCCAAGCGCCGAGCUCAAGGAAGGUGUGCAGGGCAUGCUUUCGUACUACAUUAAGAAUCCGGCCAUUCUUUGGUCACGCAUGUUCAGCAUAAUGGAGGAGGCGAAAAGGAAUUUGAACAUCGAGGAUUACUCGAUCGGACAAACAAGCUUGGAACAAGUAUUUUUGGCCUUUACAAAAUAUCAGAAUCCAGUGCCCGAUGAUUAGAGUUUUUAGCAAUUUACGAAUAAAACAUAAAUUAUUUUUGCUGAGAUCUUACCUUAUAAGAGUGUCACUCAGGCGGCUUGACGAGCUUCAAGAUGUAUCCUUUAAGCAUUGAAACGUGGACUUGCUCCUGUGUAUUAUUUUUUCAAAUAUAAGCCAAAUGUUGAAAAAUUAAAAAUUAAGAGUAUUAACCGAAA